Molecule: messenger RNA, 8816 nt
Organism: Xyrichtys novacula (pearly razorfish)
Lineage: Eukaryota; Metazoa; Chordata; Actinopteri; Labriformes; Labridae
Source: the annotation of a GenBank genome assembly
CCUCUUCAUAUAUCACAGACUCUGGACUCGACUUUUCUACCGACACCAUGUCUUCUGAGGAGUUGUAUUUGUUGUAUCACGGACUUCUGGUUCCUAAAGAGACCCACUCGCUGGAGAGCUUAAAGUUUGCGCAGGACUUCACCUUUAAAGAUGAUGAUGUCGUUGCAGUCGUGUACCCAAAGUCAGGUCGGUGCAUGGUUUGUGCUACAGAAACUGUGUCUCUGUCAGAUAAUGUAUCAGAUAAUUGACUAUUUCUUUUCAGUCGAGAUGCAGAGAUGUGUUAUUCAUUUUGCGUUCCACUCCAUUAAUCGGAGAGUAGUGUAGAAAUGGGUGAAAUGUUAGGAGAUGUUGACUGUGAGAGAAAGUGUUGAAGGAUGUUCUCACUCAGUCUGACUCUGUCUUCCAGGCAAUACUACAGCUGGACCGAUGCAGGUUAUGGAUAUUUCUUUGAGGAGUUUAUAAUUACAAUACAGAUAUCUAAGUACAGAUCGCCUUUACGAUUGAAUCUGAGAGGUAACUUUGGGUUAAAGUGUACAUCAGUAUCAGUGUUUGAUGACAGUUAUAUAACAUAAAUGGGGCACAGAUAAGGACUAGUGAUAAAAAAGAGGAUGUAAGCAGCAGAACUCAGUGAUAUUUUAACGCGUUUAAAUUGGCUACCAGGUGGAAAUGUGAAGCCAAGAGAACUGAAAUCUCAACUCCAAUCUCAGAAAACACAUUUUCAUGCAGGUUUAAUGAGAGUCUGUCAAAAGAUCAGGGUGCAUGUCUCCCACCAUAAACUGAUUCCUGUUACCUGUGUGUAUCUAUACAUUAAAAUUAGCCUAAACAUGAACACAUAUUACACAUUAAAUAUCAUUUUCUGAUAGUUUAAGCUGCUGUGUGCAACUUUUGGUUUGUGUUGAUCAUGGCGCCCCCCUGUGUUUAAGAGAUGCCUUUUAUCUCUAUUUCUGUUCAUGUAAAAGCAGUUUUAGGGUUAGACAAAUUUGUCCUGUUAUCUUUAAGAGUGAAAUGUUUCACUCACUGUGCGUAUGUGCCUCAGAAAAAAGGUCAAAGUCUGAUUUUUUUUUUUUUUUUUUAUAGAUUUGAUGACAGUCAUCUGGUCGGACUCCCUCACAGCUGUUAAACCACUAAAAAUGACUGCAGUGUAAUGAUCAUCCUUCUUACUGAUAAGCUCUUGUUAAAGGGAUAUUCUGGCAUAAAAUUGAUUUAGGGUCAAACACACCGCAACACCGAGUCAGACGCCUCCUCUAGAGAUUAAUGUUGCCGACCGCUUGCUUCUCUAGUUAUACCAACUUUAGUAACAACUGCAGGACAGUAAUACACAGCGGUCUGAGGAGCCAUAAACAAACCUCAACCAAAAAGCCACUCUAUAGCCACAAAUAAUGCUCAGAACAGCACCUAACUUCAUCAACAGUACAUAUAGGGUCCCAGCCAUAGUACUAACCACCAAACAUCUUUUUAACUUUGCCUGAUUUCUAUAGAGACCAAACACAACUCACCUACUCUCUUCCAGCAGCCACUUGUUUGUAGCCAGACCUGGGGCCAGUCCAUUACGGACUGCUGUAGGGAAUUUCCUUGAAAUAAUAAUCAUCAUAGUCAUCAUUUUGCACUGCAGUAGCGGUAGUUCUUCUGCCUUAGCGUCCCGGUCUGAUUGCAUUUCCAUGAUUUCAGUCUGUUGGCCUGUGUCAUCUCUGAGUAUGUCAUUGUGUCUUGUCUUGUAUCAAAUCAAGAGUCAUAAUAGAGCUUCAUUUAACUUUGUUUAACGUGGAAACUACAGUGUCAGACUUAUUCACCAUUUUACACAACUCCGCAGGUACAGUCUGGAUGCAAGAGAUCCUCCCUCUGUUACUGAAUGGAGGUGAUCUGACUCCCAUUCAUACCAUUCCUAACUGGGACAGAGUCCCCUGGCUGGAGGAGAAAAGAAUUGAGUUGGUUGUUGAUAAGCUAGCUUCUCCUCGGGCGAUGGUCUCACAUCUUCCUUACCAGCUCAUGCCUCCCUCCAUCCACACCUCCAAAGCAAAGGUAAAUGGGUGUAGACAGACUCUGCCUUUAUUUAAAGAUACACAUCUACUUCAUGCAAACUUGACGUGAAGUGGUUUCUUUUGUCUCUUUGCUUUAGGUGAUCUAUGUGAUGAGGAAUCCCAAAGACGUCAUGGUGUCUUCGUACUUCUUUCAUCAGAUGGCUGGAUUCCUACCAGAUCCGGGAACAUUUGACGAGUUCAUGAACACUUUCUUGGAGGGCAAAGGUCGGAGGUUUCGUCUCAUAUAAAACAGUUAGUCUAAAUGUACAACCCCAAAGAAAGCAUCAAACUGAAAAAUCCUUUGCUGUAUGGAAAAAAAUAUAUAUAUACAUUAGUUUUAAAACAUGUCUCAAAGAGGUUGGGGCAGGCUUUGGGUUAUGAUGAGAAAUGAUGAAAAGGAGCAACAACAUCUUUCAGUUUCAACAUUUUGGAUGCUGUCUCUGCACUAUUUUCAAUCAGAUAUAGCAUUUUUAUGAUUUUCAACUUUUUAAUUUUGCUUUUAUUGACAGCUUUUAUUCACUCAGCACAUCAACAUUUUUAAAUUGAGGGUGGUAAAAAUGUAGGUGACUGGAUUACCAUAAGAAAUCUGCUGUUUCUAAUUUUUGUCCCCUUAACCUUAUUGAAUUGUCUCGCUCUUGUUCAAUGAAAUGAUCUCCUAUUUUCCACCCUGGACUUGUUGACUGAAGCCUUAUCUCCAGUGUGGAGCAGUGAUUGAAUUUAUUUGUGCUGUUGGUUAUCGUCUGCAGUGCUGUUUGGGAAAUGGACGGACCAUGUGAAGAGCUGGAAACAGACAGAGCUGGGUGACAGAAUAAUGCACAUGACAUAUGAAGAAAUGGUUCAGGUACAGCAUUCUAAAUACACUGUCAUAAAAAGGUAUGAUAUGGUGGUAGAUAAAGAAAAAUUCAUUACUAUUUUGACAACUGAGCAGGUGUUUUUACAAUAAAAAGAUAUCACAUUUGGCUCUAUCACUAUAGCCCAAACUAACCAAUAAAUGACCACUUAUUUAUGAUCUGGUCCAGCUCUCUGUCACCCUGUGAAAAUUGGUGAUCAAUAAUUGUGAGAGAGGAAGUGUUAGAUUUACUGCAGUCAUAUUUUGUAAUACUGCUACAACAAAUGCUACUACUACUACUACUACGAAUAAUAAUAAUAAUAAAUAAUAACAAUAAUUAUGACUAUAACUCUUUGUGUAGCACUUUCAAAAACAGAGGUUUACAAAGUGCUCUGACAAACAUAAGCUUCAGCACAAGGAAAUAAAAACAAAAAGCACAAAUCAAGGCCUCAGAAUUUGAAGGUCAUUUUCAAUGUCAUAAGGAACCCAGACAUUACAAGAACCAUGCAACAUAAAAUGAGACCAUGAGGACCAAAAUAAAGGCUAAAAACGUAAAAUCAGUAGGAAAUAAAAUGCAUCAAGGGGUUUGAAAGCAGAAAACAGGUGAACAACACUUUUUAGACUUUCCAAGCUCCUGCCAGAACAAAUAAAAAAGAAUUAAGUCCCACCAACUACUGGUGCCAAUUAAGUCCAAGCCCAUCCCAAUCCCUGUAGCAUCACAGUGAAGAGAAACUACCUGAAAAUAUGUCAGUUUCCAUCAUCAACUAGUGACACACAUGAUAUACACAGUUCAUGUAAAGUCACGGUUUAUAAUCCGGGCUUCACGUUGGGUUGAUUAAAAGUUCUUCAUUUAAGGUUGUUUAUCAUAUUUGAAGAAGACAAAAACCUGUUGCUUCAUAUAAAAUAAAACAUCUACUCUUGUUUUAGGACCUUCCUGCAGCUCUCAAGAGGAUGUCAGAUUUCCUUGGACGAGAUCUGAGAGAGGAAACCAUCCAGAAGAUAGCAGAGCACUGCUCCUUCAAGACCAUGAAGGACAACAGCAUGUCCAACUUCAGCCUGGUGCCCAAGAUGUACCUGGACCAUGACAAAUCUCAAUUCCUCAGGAAAGGUAAGAAUCUCUUCAUCUGUUAUCAGUUACUCUACUUUUUUACCAACCAACUUUGAGUUGAGUUACAGUCAAGUACAAAGAUCAGAACAUGGUCUGUAUUGAGGAGUAUGAUGGGAAAAUACAACUGCAAAUGAAAAAGGAAGAAUCAGGAUACUCAUGUCUUCAGUUUUUUGGUCAAUUGUUUUCAUGUAGUACAGCAACAAAGUAAUUGACAAAAUUACAAUAUGAUAAACCUGAAGAGAGAGGAAUUGUUGUCCUUCCACUUACAGUGUUUGACCAAAAUACGUGUUCAUGUAGGUGUCAUAGGAGACUGGAAAAAUCAUUUCAGCCCAGAACAGCGGGCCAGAUUCACAUCGGUCAUUCAGAAAGAGCUGGAGAACGAGAGCUUCACUCUACCCUGGAGUCUGGACUGAGCAACAUGCAGCUGUCUAGUGAUAAAGGUCUUCUAAACUUAAAAAAAACUCUUCGAUUUUCCAUGUUUCUAGUUGUUGUAUAACUACUAAUCACUGCAUUUAAAAGCAAUUAUGGCACCCUUUUUUUUCAUUUCUGUGAGUGCUGUCUAUCAAGAAUAACUACAAGUGAACUGAUCUGAAUCAUUCUCACCUCAUUGUGUCUAAAACAUAAAGGUAAAUAGCAGCUUGACACCCUGGUAGACACCUCAUAUGCUACAGCCAAAGAUCAAAGAAGAAAGACAGAAAGUUAGUUUUUAGAAUCAUGCAAGGAUGUUUCAUGUCUCCUGUAAGAUAUUUCUCUUGUCCCCUCUCUCCCUCUCUUCAUGCAUCUCUCCAUGAAUUACUAGUUUGAAGGACCAGGACGCAGGGAAAAGACACAAGCGAGGGAUGCACAGAUGAAACUUUAGGGAGUUGUUCUUGUCGUUAAAGUUAUCCAAGCCCUCAGUCGUUGUCUUUUUCUGAAGUGUGUGGUACUCAUUAUGUGGAUGCUAUCACCACCUUUAGCCAACAAUGCGGGAACAUUACCUCAAUUACAAAUACAGACCAGCAGCUGUUUUCUGUGUUUUGUCGUCACUCUGAGUCAGUAUACGUUACCUCGGCGGCCUGUUGUGAAACAAAGGUCGUCUCUGUUACUCGCUGCUCAGCCUGCACCGUCUGGACAAUCAGCUGAUAUUCAGUUUCAAAGUUGGCAAGGUUUUGUGGCUGUAUCCAGCAGCCUGAUCCGUCUCUCCACAUCACUGCCAUUUAUAUUCUUUUGUGAGUUUGGAUUUACUGUAACAGCAGCUGCAGAGUGGAUCCACCAACAAAUUUUAGUUUAUUUAUUCACAGACAUGCUCGGACGAGUCAUGCACACUGCCCACAUUGAAUGAAGCAGCUCAACGAUUAUGUGAGUGGCAGAUUUCAAGUUCAAGACAAAGUAGUUUUAAUCAGAAGUUAAACAUGUUGAAUGCAGUCUUUUUCAGUUGAACAAGUGAGCACAAAGCUGUUUGCUAAAGUAACAGAAGUGAAUUGGUUGUUUGCAGAUAUUAAAAUGUUUUGUUUGUUUUCUACAUAAAACAAGAGAAAAACAAUGGAGGAGCUUUACUUUCAAAAUAUAGGGUAUAUGCUAUUCAGAGUUUUUGAAAAUGACAUAUAGUAUAUAGUGGAUAGACAUAUAGUGGAUAUAAAAAGUCUACACACCCCUGUUCAACUGCCAGGUUUUAGUGAUGUAAGAAAAUGACAGCAAGAUGAAUAUUUUCCUUUUUCCACCUUUAAUGUGACCUAUAACCUGUACAAUGCAAUUGAAAAACAAACUGAAACCUUUAAGGGGAAAAAUAAAAAAUAGAAAAGUUAAAAUAACCUGGUUGCCGAAGGAUUUGUGCCAACACUGACUGGUAUUUGGAACUGUUCAUAAUUCCCUCCACCCUGACUAAGGUGAAGCUGAAGAAAAACAGCCCCAAAGCAUGAUGCUGCCACGACCAUGCUUCACUGUGGGUAUGGUGUUCUUUUGGCGAUGAGCAGUGUUGAUUUUGUGCCAAAUAUACCUUUUGCAAUGAUGCCCCAAGAGUUCAACUUUGUGUUAUCACACCAUAGCACAUUUUCCCACACGUGUUUGGGAGAUUUCAGAUGUCUUUUUGCAAAAUCAAGCCGGGCUUUGAUGUUUUUCUUUGUAAGAUAAGGCUUCCGUCUUGUCAGCCUACCCCACAGCCCAGACAUAUGAAGACAGCAGGAGAUUGUUGUCACAUGUACUACACAGCCAGUACUUGCCGGAAAAUUCCUGCAGCUCCUUCAGUGUUGCUGUGUGGCAGCCUCCCUGACCAGUUUUCUUCAUGUCUUAUCAUCAAUUUUGGACAGACAUCCUGUUCUUGGUAAUGUCACCGUUGUUCCAUAUUUUCUCCCCUUAAUGAUGACGGGCUUCACUUUGUUCCAUGGUAUAUUUAAUUCCUUGGAAAUUCUUUUGUAACCCUCACCUGACUGACAUCUUUGAAUAAUGAGAUCCCUCUGAUGCUUUGGAAGCUCUCUGCAGAUCAUGGCUUGUCCUGGAAGAUGUGGCUACAAAAAUGUCAGGAAAAGCUACUAGAACAGCUGAACUUAAUUUGGGGUUGAUCAGAGGCACUUUAAUUGGUGACAGGUGUGUGCUGACUCCAAUUUAACCUGAGUUUGAAUGUUACAGCCACAUCCCCAGUUAUUAAAGGGUGUGCACACUUAUGCAACCACAUGAUCUCAGUUGUUUAUUUUUACUACACCUCCCUAAAAGAUUUCUGUUUGUUUUUCAGUUGUGUUGUACAGGUUAUAGGUCACAUUAAAGGUGGAAGAAGUUGUGAACUUAUUUAUCUUGAUUUCAUUUUUUUACAUGACAAAAAUCUGGCAGUUGAACAGGGGUGUGUAGACUUUUUAUAUCCACUGUAACAUGUUUUAUGGUUGAUUAGGUGUCCUUCGCUGAGUCCUCCUAAGUUUUCUUACAGUCUAUACUAGGCAGAGACUGCAUAUCUUUAUGGAGAGAUGUUUCCAUACCUUCUUAACAAGAAAAAAAAGCAUACCAGAAGACAAAAUCAGACGUGUCCUGAUGUGUCUCCAACAUGCCGACAAUGGUAGCAGCAGAGGAUGAGGAGGCCUGAAGGAAUUUCCAGUCUGCAGUCUCUGACAGGGCUGGAUGAAUUAAUACACACCCAGAGACACUCAUUUACACACUCAGAUCCGGAAAUUCUCUAUCCAAGCCUGAUUCACCCAGUCAACAGUAGCUGUAAAUUAUAAAAGGUGUGAUUUCACAGACACUGAAGUAAAAAAUGUUGUAACUGGCAAUGACCAGUAGGUGACAGCAGAGAUCAGUAUUGUUGAGAAGCUGUUCCCUCUUGUCUUCCAAAAUACAAACACAGCUUUGUUUAAAAUGGUCAGGGUCGCUGCGGAUUUGUUUGAUAUAAUAUGAUGGACUCACAAAGGUGAUCAUAGUAGAAACUCUUCAGUUAAAGAGAACCCCUGUGUGUUUAUUAGACCUGUGCACAGGGCUGGUAAAAAAAAAAAAAAAUCUGUUUUCUGAAAUAGAGGGGUAAGCGUGCACAGUUUAAAAGCAACAAACGGUGAACCAUAAGGUCUGUUUUAAGGGAAUGGGUCUAAACCAUCGAAUUUCUUUAAAUAAAAUUAGUCCUACCAGAAAUUAACAAAAUUUGGAUCCUGUCAUGAUUUCAAUUCUGACUUUGUCUGUGUGAAAUUAAGAUAAAAGAAAGAGGACUUCAAUAGAUCUUUGUCUCAACUGUACAUGCUUUCAUCAUGUUAUCUCACAUUCCUACCUCUAAUCUUAACGUGAAAUUUUUUAUUUAUAGUCAAUGAAAAAAAAAAAAAAACAUCAGCAAAUACUCUUUAAGAUGAUUAAAUUCAAACUCUUUUUACAUUUUUGUCACAAGGUGAAAUUGGACUUCUUAACUUAUAUUAAAUCUUAAGAAAAAAUGUAAUUAGAAUUUAACUGUUAGAUAUAAUUCCAAUAAAUGGCAACGGCAAUCUUAAUGUAUAAAUCACGCUGCAUGUUUGGUUGAGGACAGUGUGUCUGCACUGAGGGUAAAAACAUAGAAUCACAUGAAAAUACAACAACUCAGCAACACACCGCUUAGCAACGAAACGUAUAACCUGUUAACAAACACUCACUGUGUGACAGUAAAUAACAGUUUAUGUAUAUAACUACCUUUAUUUACAACAACUCCUCCACAUAUUAUAACUGCAGACAUCAUCCUCUCACCUGACAUGUUCCUCUACACACCAUUAUUUCAUAUUUCAUGUCAAUAUUGUAUUUAAAAAGUAUAUCUACCUCAUGUACUCAGGUAGGUUUAUCUACCUCGUCUCAAUUUUGCCAGAAAACAAAUUGAUGAUCCCCAAGAGUUUUGGGAAAAUACUCUGUGGUCUGACAAGACAAAAGUUGAUCUUUUUGGAAGGUGUGUGCCCCAUUACAUCUGGCGUCAAAGUAAUGCUGUAUUUCAGGAAAAGAACAUACUAACAGUAAAAUAUGGUGGUGGUGGUGUGAUGGUCUGGGGCUGUUUUGCCGCUCCAUCUGUUCGUGACCUCAAGCUGAAAUGAACUUGGGUUCUGCAGCAGGACAAUGAUCCAACUCAAACCAGCAAGUCCACCCCUGAAUGGCUGAAGAAAAACUAAAUGAAGACUUUGGAGCGGCCUCAUCAAAGUCCUGACCAGAAUUCUAUUGAGAUGCGGUGGCAUGACCUUAAAAAGGCGGCUCAUGCUCAAAAACCCUCACAUGUGGCUGAAUUACAACAAUUCUGCAAAGAUGAGGCAGACAAAAUUCCUCCACAGCGCUGAAAGAGACUCGUUGCAAGUUAUUGCCCAACCAGUUUCUAGGUUUAAGGGGCAAUCACUUUUUCACACUGGGCCAUGUAGGUUUGGAUAUUUUUUUCCCCCUUAAUAAUAAAAACCUUUUUUUUGAAAAA